UCGUCCCGGUGAGUGACUCCUGGUUCCCAGUCCAAGAUGGCUGCAUCCAUGGCACGGUUCUUGCGGCCUUUACUGGCUCGCCAGGGCCUCCGGUCCAAAGGACGCUGCGUGUGCAACCAGAACCCAAGGAGAAGCUUCGCUACAGAGAAACGAGUUCGGAACCUCCUGUAUGAACACGCACGUGAGGGCUACAGCCAGCUUCCUCACUUGGACAUGGAGUCGCUGUGCGCAUGCCCAGAAGCAACCGCGCGCGCCCUGGAGCUCCGCAAGGGGGAGCUGCGGCCGGCAGACCUGCCUGCGAUUAUCUCCACGUGGCAGGAGUUAAGGCAGCUGCGGGAGCAGAUCCAGAGCCUGGAGGCAGAGAAGGAGGCUGUGGCGAAGGCAGUGCGAGCCCUGCUGGCAAACCAAGACAAUGAGCAAGUGCAGAAGAACCCUCAAUAUCAGGGCCUCCGGGCCCGUGGCCGGGAAAUCCGGAAGCAGCUCACACCACUGUACCCCAGAGAGACCCAGCUGGAGGAGCAGUUCUAUCUGCAGGCACUGAGGCUGCCCAACCAGACCCACCCAGACACGCCUGUUGGGGACGAGAGCCAGGCCAGAGUGCUCCGUGUGGUGGGAGACAAGCCAGUUUUCUCCUUCCGACCCCGAGGCCACCUGGAAAUUGGCGAGAAACUCGACAUUAUCCGGCAGAAGCGCCUGUCUCACGUGUCUGGCCACCGGUCCUAUUACCUGCGCGGAGCUGGGGCCCUCUUACAGUAUGGCCUGGUCAACUUUACCCUCAGCAAGCUUAUCAGCAGGGGCUUCACCCCCAUGACGGUUCCAGACCUUCUGCGAGGAGCUGUGUUUGAAGGCUGUGGAAUGACACCAAAUGCCAACCCAUCCCAAAUUUACAAUAUUGACCCCUCCCGCUUCGAAGAUCUCAACUUGGCCGGGACAGCAGAGGUGGGGCUGGCAGGGUACUUCAUGGACCACUCUGUAGCUUUCAGGGACCUGCCAGUCAGGAUGGUCUGUGCUAGUACCUGCUACCGAGCGGAGACAGACACCGGGAAGGAGCCUUGGGGGCUAUACCGAGUUCAUCACUUCACUAAAGUGGAGAUGUUUGGGGUGACAGCCCCUGGGCUAGAGCAGAGCUCACAGCUGCUGGAUGAGUUCCUGUCCCUGCAGGUGGAGAUCUUGACUGAGCUGGGCUUGCAUUUCCGAGUGCUGGACAUGCCCACCCAGGAACUGGGUCUCCCUGCUUACCGCAAGUUCGACAUUGAGGCCUGGAUGCCUGGCCGAGGCCGAUAUGGAGAGGUCACCAGUGCCUCCAACUGCACAGACUUCCAGAGCCGCCGUCUGUAUAUCAUGUUUGAGACGGAGACUGGGGAGCUGCAGUUUGCACACACGGUGAAUGCCACAGCUUGUGCUGUUCCCCGAGUCCUCAUUGCCCUCCUGGAGAGCAAUCAGCAAAAGGAUGGUUCCGUCCUCGUGCCUGCUGUCCUCCAGCCCUACCUAGGCACUGACCGGAUCACAGCCCCCACCCAUGUGCCUCUCCAGUACAUCGGCCCCAACCAACCCCAGAAGCCCAGGCUCCCCGGCCAGCCUGCUGCCAGCUGACAACUGUCUGCCCUGGAAGUUGGCACUCUAGAGGCCCCAGACACUUAGAACCUCUACCCUCCCCUCCUGAACUCCUGGGUGUACCUCUGUUCCUUCCCUGCCACUGAAUUAUUGUCAGUGACCCCUACUGUCACUGGGCUGUCAGCCAGAGGCAUGUCUCAGCCGUGGUAGGACAAAGGAGAUCUGGAGAGAGCCAUAGCAUGCCAUCCCGUCUUCCUCCUUCCUGCCUUGGUGCCGAGCAGGGGACCCACAAUAAAUGGUCACAGAUCAAAGUCUUCUGGAUCUGUGAGCGAGAGAGGUGCUAGGUGACUGCUUCCAUGCCACGUCAUUCAAGUGCCCGUGGCUGCCUGCAAGGCUCAAGCUGGGUGACUUGAGGAUCCCCAGGGGACCCGAAAGGAAGCCAAGGCCUCCCUUCCUCUGGGACGAAAAAGCAGUCAUUCUUAGCUGGCUCCCUCAAACUGAGCCAGCUUUAUCCUUAUCCUUUGGCCAAUGGUCCCCAACUGCUGUAUUGUCCAGAGUGUCACCUCCUUCGCACACACCUCGCCCCUCCACAGGCACUCCAGGCCCCUUUCCUGCACGGCCAGCUCCUCUGCUGGUGGAUUUCGCUCAGCACCUUGAGCAGCUCCAGCCACCCUUUGGACUGUCCUUGGCGUUUUUUCCACCCCCAGUGGGUUAUCAAACCUGUGGCUUCACCUUCAGAAUGUUCCAGGACUGUGCUGUUUGCCCUCUCCUUCCUUCUUCCUAGACCCUAUUCUUCAACUGGCCACUUUGUCUCCCACCUGGAUAGUUACGAAAAACUCCUUGUCUCUGCUCCCUGCAAGCAUGGAGUUUGGGCGUGACCGUCCGCUGCCCAGAGUCCUGUGGCUCUGUCAGAGUAAAAGGCAACAGUGCCACGACGUC
Molecule: messenger RNA, 2493 nt
Organism: Arvicola amphibius (Eurasian water vole)
Lineage: Eukaryota; Metazoa; Chordata; Mammalia; Rodentia; Cricetidae
Gene: Sars2
Product: seryl-tRNA synthetase 2, mitochondrial
Exons: 16
Coding region: 37-1593 (518 amino acids)
Biological process (GO): mitochondrial seryl-tRNA aminoacylation
Cellular component (GO): mitochondrion
Molecular function (GO): serine-tRNA ligase activity; tRNA binding; ATP binding
Source: RefSeq, a predicted model, not a curated record